AGAGGCUUCAGAAAAGGACCAUUUGAAGAACUGAAAAGGUUACAAUUUGUGGAAUUACCAUCGAAUAAACCUAUUCUCUUCUUAUUAGUUCCUAUUUUCAUUUUCCCGCCCCGGUUGCCCUCAUCUUUUCGUAAAGGUUACUACUUAUUUGCACUUGGUUUUACAGAAGAGGUUGAAAUGAGCGACACUAUCAAGUUCAAUUACUCGAGAGCUCUCGAGAAGUUGAGGUGCUUUGUUGAGUUUUAUGAAACUAGAUCUAUUGAUGGAAAGGCUUUGAGCUUCAACACUGAGAAAUCCAUCACCGAGAACCUGAAGGCGCUUGCCAUUGCGUCUCUUGACCCAUCUUUAACAACCGCUUCUUUGUACUCUUUGGAGGACAUUUUCCUCGAUUUUGUCUCAUCAUGGAUCUCCCUCGACUCCAUCGAGGCCCAGUAUAUUGCAUCCAAGAAGCUGUCUUGUGCAGUAAAGGGAUCUGUUGUUUUGUGUUCAUUGGGUAGAGUUGUGUCCUUAGCUCCUCAGACUCGUCCUCUAUUGGAGUUGUUCCUUUCCCAACACGAUAUAUUUUCUCAGAUCGAGGCUCAUGGAGAGAACGUUUCUCAGGUUGAACUCAGAGAUAUACUUUUAGCCUUCUACAGGUUGUUGUAUGCUGAUUGUGAUAGAUUCAUCACCUUUGUUUCCCCAGAUACGUUGGCAAAGAUUCUUACAUGGAAGGAAUCUGAUUUGGUUGUCAAGUUUCUUGCUGUGAAGUUACUAUCAAAAUACCUCAAACUCUCAGAGACAGCACAGAAUGAUAUGUUGAAGAACCAAGUCGGGGACUCCUCUAUAAUUGCAGAUUACGAGACUGAUCAUAAUGUUGAUUACAGAUUCCUUCCUAUCCUAGAGGCCAAAAGAUUGGCAAACUUUGAACAAUUGCGUAUUGAUGGUAAUACCAGAGAAAGAGAGGGAAAAGCAGAUAUAUUUAUAGCGAUUGAACCUCACAUGCUUGGAUCCCUAAUCGUCUCAGUUUGUGGUAUCCUUGUACCGAAAACCCAUUUCGAUCAAACGUCUUCAAGGUCGCCAGAUUUUGUUCCAACUGAAAGAUCUAUUGAUACUUUGAAGGCGCUGGCACGCAACGUUCAAGAUAAUAAACCUGUUAUUGUUGUUGGAUCAGCUGGAUGUGGUAAGACAUUUUUGAUUAACGAGCUGAGCAAGUAUUUGAGCUGUGACCGCACCAUGGUGAAGAUUCACUUAGGUGAACAAACCGAUGCAAAGCUUCUCCUUGGUACAUACACUUCAGGUGAUAAACCUGGGUCAUUUGAAUGGAGGUCUGGUGUCUUGACCACUGCAGUUAAAGAAGGUCGUUGGGUUCUUAUUGAGGACAUUGACAAAGCACCAACUGAGGUCCUUUCUAUACUCUUGAGUUUGCUGGAAAAGAGAGAAUUGACAAUACCAUCCAGAGGUGAAGUUAUCAAGGCUGCUAAUGGAUUCCAACUUCUUGCAACUAUCAGAUUAUCCGAUGGUACCAAGAAGCUUAUUCCUGAUCUAAUUGGUCUGAGAUUAUGGAAUGUGCUUGCUGUUGAGGACCCAUCUGACGAGGAACUCAGAAAUAUCCUUUGUGUUAAAUUCCCAUUACUCACAAAAAUGAUUCCAAUGUUUAUAUCAUUGUACGAGUCUAUUCAAACAACAUACAGAAGCAAGACAUUCCUCGUAAUGAAUAAGGGGUCACAUCCGAGGGUCAUUUCCGUGAGGGAUUUGAUGAAGUUUUGCACCCGUGUGAAUGUAAUUUACCAGAACAAUGGUAUAACGUCCAAUGAGAACCUUUUAGAGUCAUCGGUCAUCGACAACAUCUUCUCGGAAGCAGUUGAUUGCUUUGCUAGUGCGGUUAACGAAGAGAGUGCUCUUGAUGCUUUGAUAAACGUUAUUGGAGAGGCUUUACAAAUCGCAUCGUCUCGUAUCCAGGUCUUUUUGAACAAGCAUGUUCCUAUAUUUGAAGAUUACGAUGACCGCUUCAUUCUUGGUAGAGCACAUUUGACAAAGGCUCCGAACGCACUAUACAGAAAGAAGAAUACUGGGAACAACACUUCGUUUGCAAGAACAAACCACUCUCUCAGACUUAUGGAGCAGAUUGGUGUUGCUGUUCAGAUGACAGAGCCCGUGCUACUUGUUGGUGAGACUGGUACUGGUAAGACUACAGUUGUUCAGCAGGUUGCUAAACAGAUGAACAAGAGCCUCACUGUUAUCAACGUUUCCCAACAGACAGAAACUGGUGAUUUGCUCGGUGGCUAUAAACCUGUGAAUACAAAGACAAUCGCAGUCCCAAUCCAAGAGACAUUCAUAAAUUUGUUCCAUUUGACCUUUUCUGCUAAGAAGAAUGAAAAGUUUGAAAAGAUGUUGAUAAAGUGUUUCAACCGCAACCAAUGGAAAAAUGUGAUUCGACUUUGGAAUGAGGCCGUUAAAUUGGCCAAUCAAGUGUUAUCGAAGAACGAAACUGAUCCAGAAGAUGAAGCUCCUAAGAAGAAGAGACGUCUCAAUGCAGAUGAUAAAUCUGCGCUGUUAGCAAAAUGGGUUGACUUCAAGUCUUUGGUUAAAGACUUUGAGGUGCAAUCACAAACAAUGGAAAACGCCUUUGUAUUCAACUUCGUGGAAGGUGCUCUUGUGAAAGCUGUAAGAAAUGGUGAUUGGUUGCUGCUUGAUGAAAUUAACUUAGCCUCUCCCGAUACACUAGAGAGUAUUUCCGAUCUUCUUUCUGACGUUGCUUCUCAAAGAACUAUUUUACUCUCAGAGAAGGGUGAAGUCGAAUCUAUUCAGGCUCACAAGGAUUUUAGAAUCUUUUCGUGUAUGAAUCCUGCUACUGACGUUGGUAAGCGUGAUCUCCCUAUCAGUAUCAGAUCACGGUUCACUGAAAUCUAUGUCCAUUCUCCCGAUGGUGACAUUGCUGAUUUGCUUCAAAUUAUUGAUAGAUAUAUCUCACGUUUUGCAGUUAAUGAUGAGUGGGUUGGAAAUGACGUUGCUGAGCUCUAUUUGCAAGCGAAAAAGCUUGCACAGGCUAAUGAGAUUGUGGAUGGAGCAAACCAGAAACCACACUUUUCGAUUCGUACUUUGACUAGAACCCUUCUCUAUGUUUGUGAUAUCGUUUCGAUAUAUGGUUUGCGUCGUUCAUUAUAUGAAGGGUUCUCUAUGUCUUUCUUAACAUUGCUAGAUCAGAAAUCUGGCAAAAUAUUGAAACCGUUAAUCGAGAAGUAUACCAUUGGAAGACUGAAGAAUGCAAAGUCAGUAAUUAGUCAGAUACCCCCAGCACCUUCAUCUGAAGAGGGACAAUUUGUCCAAUUCAAGCAUUACUGGAUGAAAAAGGGUCCUUUUGAUGUUGUCGAAGAUGCACAUUAUAUUAUCACACCUUUUGUUGAAAAGAAUUUGCUUAAUCUUGUCAGAGCUACGUCAGGAAAGAGGUUCCCUAUCCUUAUCCAAGGUCCAACAUCAGCUGGUAAAACAAGUAUGGUGAAGUACUUGGCCGACAUCACGGGAAACAAGUUUGUUCGUAUCAACAAUCACGAACACACAGAUCUCCAGGAAUAUUUGGGUACGUACGUUUCUGAUGAUACUGGAAAACUGUCUUUUAAAGAAGGAAUUCUCGUCGAGGCUCUUCGUAAUGGUCACUGGCUUGUGUUGGAUGAAUUGAACUUGGCACCUACCGAUGUGCUGGAAGCACUUAACCGUUUACUUGAUGAUAACAGAGAGUUGUUUAUCCCAGAAACACAAGAAGUUGUCCAUCCGCAUCCAGACUUCAUGCUUUUUGCAACGCAAAACCCUCCUGGUCUCUAUGGUGGUCGUAAGGUUCUAUCAAGAGCGUUCCGUAACAGAUUCUUGGAACUCCACUUUGAUGAUAUCCCACAAGAUGAGUUAGAAGUUAUUCUUAGAGAAAGAUGCCAGAUCGCUCCAUCUUACGCCAAGAAGAUCGUCGACGUAUACCGUCAGCUCUCCAUCCAACGUCAAUCUUCACGUCUGUUUGAGCAAAAGAACAGUUUUGCAACUUUGCGUGAUCUUUUCCGUUGGGCUACCAGAGAAGCUGUCGGAUAUGAAGAACUCGCUGCCAAUGGUUAUAUGCUAUUGGCUGAAAGAGUUAGAAAGCCGGAGGAGAAACUUGUGGUGAAGGAAACAUUGGAGAAGGUUAUGCGUGUGAAGCUAGACAUGGACGACUAUUAUUCCAAACUGGAGAAUAAGGAUUUAAUGGAGAUUGAAUCCACUGUUGUUUGGACAAAGGCCAUGCGCCGUCUUUCUGUCCUUAUAUCAGCAGCCAUUGGUAACAACGAACCUGUAUUAUUAGUCGGUGAAACGGGUUGUGGAAAGACUACUGUUUGUCAGGUCCUUUCACAAUUCAAUAACAAGAAGUUGAUUACUGUUAAUGCUCAUCAAAAUACAGAAACUGGUGAUCUUCUUGGUGCUCAAAGACCAGUUCGUAACAAGUUAGAACUACAGAGAGCACUUUAUGAGAAAAUCACGGGCGUACUAGAAAGCAUUGGUAUUGCUACUAAAGACACCAAUCCUAGUGAAUUAUUGACUUUAUUUGACAGCGCAGACCUUUCAACUGUUUCAGACGAUUUGAAGGCUGAGAUAGCACACGACAGGGCUAAUAUGAAUGUUCUCUUCGAAUGGACAGAUGGUCCUUUGGUUCAAGCUUUACGUUGUGGUGACUACUUCCUUUUAGAUGAGAUUUCAUUAGCAGAUGACUCAGUAUUGGAAAGACUCAACAGUGUAUUGGAACCUGAGAGAAGUCUCUUGUUGGCUGAAAAGGGAUCAGACGAUAGUUUUAUCACUGCUGCAGAUGGAUUUCAAUUCCUCUCCACUAUGAAUCCAGGUGGUGAUUAUGGAAAAAAGGAACUUUCCCCAGCUCUUAGAAACCGUUUUACUGAAAUCUGGGUACCAUCGAUGGAAGAUAUCGCCGAUGUUCAAUGUAUCGUUGAAAAUAAGCUCUCUAUGGACCUGAAGUACUUGGCUCCUAUCAUUGUGAAGUUUGCAGAAAGCUUUGGUACAAGACUUGGUGGUACUCUUACCAGUGGUGUUUUGUCUUUACGUGACAUUCUUGCCUGGGUCGAAUUCGUGAACAAUUCUUAUAUUCAUACAAAGUCAAUCAAUGGAUCGAUGUUACAUGGUGCCGCAAUGGUUUUCAUUGAUGCUCUGGGUACAAAUAAUACUGCUCAUCUGGCUGAAUCAGAAGAAAAGCUGAACUCGCAGAAACUUGAAUGUGUCCAGGAAUUAUCACAACUUCUGAAUGACGAUCUGACAAAGUUCUACAAAGGCAAAAUUGAGGUGUCUCUCACUGACAGCUCUUUGAAAGCUGGUUUAUUCGAGAUACCUAGAGAUAUUGAACAAUCGUCGGAGGAACUGUUUAGUUUUGAAGCACCAACAACUGCUACAAAUGCUAUGCGUGUCAUCAGAGCUAUGCAACUCAAGAAACCUAUUCUCUUGGAAGGGAGUCCUGGUGUUGGUAAGACUAGUUUGAUAUCUGCGAUUUCUAAAGCUACGGGGAGCCCUCUUACUAGAAUCAACCUGUCUGAGCAAACAGACUUGGUUGACCUUUUCGGUUCUGAUGCACCAGUGGAGGGUGGUAAAACUGGGGAAUUUGUCUGGCGUGAUGCCCCCUUCUUGAGGGCUAUGAAGAGAGGUGAAUGGGUUCUACUUGAUGAGAUGAACUUGGCUUCUCAGUCAGUUCUGGAGGGAUUGAAUGCUUGUUUGGAUCAUCGUGGUGAAGCGUACAUUCCAGAAUUGGAUAAGUCAUUCCCACGUCAUCCAAACUUCAAGGUGUUUGCAGCUCAAAACCCUCAGUACCAAGGUGGUGGAAGAAAGGGAUUGCCUAAGUCAUUCGUCAAUAGAUUCACAGUUGUUUAUGUUGAUAUUCUUAAGGCAGAUGAUCUUGUGUUAAUCGCUCACCAUCUAUAUCCAAAUAUUGCCAAGGACGUGUGUGCGAAGAUGAUCAGUGUGAUAUCGAAACUGGAGGAAGAAGUUUCUCUGAAGAAAUCAUGGGGAACAUUGGGAGGCCCAUGGGAGUUCAAUUUACGUGAUACGUUGCGGUGGUUAGAAAUUUAUAACUCUCCAUCCAUCUUGAAUUCUUUAUCACCAGUGGAAUUCUUGAACAUCAUCGUUACCCAAAGAUUUAGAUCAGAGGAGGACAAAAAGAAAGCUACUGCCCUCGUUACAGAGAUCUUUGGAGAAAGCCCAAAUAAUGACAAUUUGUUCGUGCUUGGAGAAGCUUUUAUUCAGUCCAGAAAGUCUCUCAUGAAACGUUCUGAACUACUUGGGAUGACUUCUUAUAGUAGCCUAUGCCAUCUUCAGACCAACGGAGCCAUUGUGGAGUCUGCUUUGUUAGCCAUCCAGAAUAACUGGCCGACAAUCCUAGUUGGUCCAUCUAAUUCUGGAAAAACCGACAUUGUAAGAUAUCUGGCUACGGUAUGUGGUACUAAGGUUGUGGAGUUCUCAAUGAACAGCGACAUUGAUAGUAUGGAUAUUUUAGGUGGUUAUGAACAGCUCGAUCUUACCAGACAAAUAACUCGAGUUGUCAAUGAGCUAGUCGAUGUGUUGUGCCGUGUUCUUGCUACCCAUUUCAAGUUUUCCUCAGACAUCCAACAAUCCAACGUAGCCUGUCUUGAACUACUGAAGUUUUUGAACUCUUCUCACAUCACAGUCGAUAAUUUCGACUUAUUGGCUAUGAAAUUUGCAGACUUCAGAAGAUCAGUAAACUUCUCUGAGGGAGUUGCUAGAAUUGCUGAUACUAUAUCAUCUCUCUCUGAAAAGGUUCAUGAAAAGAGCGUUGUGAGCUUCGAGUGGUUUGAUGGAUUGUUGGUUAAGGCUGUUGAACAAGGUUACUGGCUGGUGUUGGAUAAUGCCAAUUUGUGCAGCCCUUCUGUUCUUGAUAGACUUAAUUCGUUGCUUGAAACCAAUGGUUCUUUGAUUAUAAACGAGUGCAGCUUACCCGACGGACAACCUCGAGUUUUGAAACCUCACAAAGAUUUCCGUCUCUUCUUGACCAUGAAUCCUAAAUUCGGAGAGCUUUCCAGAGCCAUGAGAAACAGAGGUGUGGAGAUCUUCUUGAAUGACCUGAACGAAAGAGGAACUGAAUUCGAUAUGAAGCUAUUGGGAAGAAACGAGCAGAGUUCAGAGUUGACACUGGCAGAUAUGACCAUUGGCUCAUCGUGCUUUGUUCCUGUCUCUAAAUUUGUUGAACCCGUGGACUCAAGUUCCUAUUAUCUCGGAUUGAUGUGCGACACAGAACGUACAGAUGUCCAUCAGAGUGCUUCGGUGGUUUCUUCAGUUAUUCCAUUCACCUCGCAUUCAUCUUUAGGACUGUUUAGUUCCACUGUUCAGAGUUGUGGAGAGUUCAACACUGCCUUUUCUGCAUAUAUCGAGGGUAUUGUUGAUCAUAUUCAAUACUUCGCUGAAACAGGACUUUCCAGAGCGAUUUAUCAAUUAUACACCGAUAUUGAUGGAAAGGCCCAAUCACUUCUCGGAGGAAAUGUCAAUUAUGUGACAUAUCAGUUUUUGAAUCCACUCUGGAAUUCUUAUGUCUUUGAUACUAUAACAGAUGGUCAAUGUGCCAAUCCAUCUGAAGUUAUUUAUCUUUUUGAAGUGGCUUCUCAGGUGCAUAAGUCCAUAACUGCAUUGGAGUCUACUGAACUGAAGGGUAAGAAUGGAAAACUCAACGAAUUGAAUUAUCUUGAACAGAGUGCUGCUGCCUAUAACGGAAGAGAAGUCAAAAGUGCACCACGCCUGAACAUAUUCAAACUUUUGAGAGAGACGUUGACUUUCAUCCGUUUUUCGUUAUUCUCUAACAAGACAAACCCGCUAGAGUCAGCAGGAAUGUUCAAAGUUUUGCAUAGGUUGUGUAUCAUUUGGUCAUCUUUGUAUGACAGCAGCUCGUCCAAAGAUGAAGCAAAGGCUAGAGUUUACCAGAGAAUGAUGAAACAGAACGUUGAGGGAACACCUGGAAUGGCCAAUAUUGAGAAAUUUAUAGAGCUUUUGGAAUCGUUCGAAAGCGACUUAUCUCUGACGAGAGGAUUAUUUAUGACUCCAAUAUGGGAAAAGUUCAGAGGAACGUAUCCACAAACUGGGCAGGCAUGGGCUGACCAUUCCGACCUUUUGGAGUUGAUUUCAGAGUUGGACCAAGUUGCUUUCAAACAAUAUUCUGAUGCUGAUACCAAUGUUACUACGCUGUUGUCAUCUGUGCUUGACUUACAUCACAUUAUUACUGCUGAGUCGACAACGCCAGGUUCAGAUAUUUUUGAUGCUUUGAAACAAGGAAUAGCAAACUUGGAGAGGCUAUCAUCUGAACUUCUUAUUAAGAGAUCCCAUAACUUCCAAGAGUGUUUCCAGCUUUUGUUCAAUUUCGCUGUCUCGAGUUCGUCUAAUGCUAAUGAUGACCUUAUCCAACUAUCUCAUUAUGCAGGUAUUGGUGCCAGUGCCUUGUUAACACUUGAGAAUGACAUAUAUCCAAAGGUUUUUGAUACACUAUGGUUGAAAUCAGAUGUUGGAUAUAAAUCGUUAACUUCUGACCUGUUCACUGAUCACUUUUUACAGUCAGUUUUUUCAAAGAUUGGUAAUUACAAUGAGUUCUCUGGAGAUCAACUCGAGCAAACUGUGCGUGAUUCCAUCGUAUUCUCUAAACAACUUGUGAAGAAUUCUCAGUCCAUAUUGUCCAACAAAGUUGAAGAGCACAGACGGAUAAUCAUUAACUGGUACACGAAAAUUCUAGCAUUGAUCACCAAACAAGACUAUACUGGCAUGUCAAUUUCUUCUUUGAUUAGUGUUUCACAAGAUGUCAAAGACCAGUUCUUCCAGCGUAUCAAUACCUCGUUCUUACUUCCAGCCCUUGAACUCCUGUCCGCAGAUGUCGAAACCGGCAAGCUUGGACAGGCUUGGGUGUUAUUGUCUAUUGGACUCAUUCAGCUUUACGUCCCGGAUUCCACUUACGAUCCAGCAAUUGAGGAUCAUAUAUUGUACGAAAAUUACUUGAAAAGAGCACAGUUUUGUACUGAUGUAUCAGUGGCUAUGCGUGAAGUGGUUUCUGUCAAUUUUGGAGAUGAAGAGAUCCUUAUCGAACGCUUUUGCCCAUCAGUUGAAGGCGAAGCUAAACCAGAAAAACCAAGAGUUUAUCGUACCAAAAUCUCCAUAGACAAUCUUUUCGAUGAGUGGUCAUCUUUCAUGAACUCAACUUUAGAGGUUGACUCAUUGUCGGCUUUCUUGGGAAAGACAGAGUCUACAGAACUGGAGUUGUUUGAGAAACAGGUUGAACUUUUCCAACAGAACUCAUCAAACUUUUUGGAGAGACUUUCUAACAAGUUCAAACACUUUUCAGAUGUUAAUGAUAUAUUUAAAGGUUACAUCUUUGGGCUGAAGCUUGGUUUUGAUUUGAUUCUUGAAACUAGAAAGGGCCAGAGCACCAAGUACCCUGUAUCGCCAUUGUGGUUUGUGAACCCGCAAUCUCUAGCAGUCAGGGAGGACAUAGAGAUUGGAUUUACUAUUUUCAGAGAUUUCUGUAAAACCAUGGAUGUUGAAUCACCAGUGGCAGAGCAAAUAUUAAGAUUCAUGUUUGAUAUGUUAGCCACAAGCCUUGGUGAGAAAGCUGUCCAUGAUCCAAAACUCGAACAAGUGUUCCAAGCCUUAUACUAUAGAUGGUCUCUCAGAAGAUCAAGGGAGGAGCAGAAGGCUGCAGAAGAGGGAAGUGUUUUCAGAUAUCAAGAUAAAUCAGAGUCCGAUGAAGAUUUCAAAGAAAUGUUCCCAGAUUUUGAGGAGUUUGUUAAUGUGACUGACGGUGUGACCAUCAAGAGUUCGACUACCAUUGAAGACGAGCUCGUAUUGCUGGCACAAAGAUACAUCACAGUAUUCCUCAAGAAGGAACGUUUCAACCUGAAAGAAUUGGUCAACACUGGUUCUGAGAUUACAAAACGAAUCUUGGAGACUUCACAAGAAUUCAAGGCUGGUACCAUCGAGCCAUCCAAAUUUGCUUCCGUUCUUGUCAAGUUAUCGGAGUCAAUUGAUGCUGCAUCUACAAGUGUUAGAAGCACCGAUCUUGACUUUUACCGUGGCUAUUCACCAAGGGAGUUAAAGAGAUCCAUUGAGAUUAUUGAAAGACUUUUUGGUCGUGUCUGCGAACAUCUAAAGCAAUGGCCAGAGCAUGCAACACUCCAAAUUCUUGCACGUAUCUGCAGGGAAUACAUGUCUUUCCCAGUGAGAACUCCACUCGCCAGAUUGAUUCAAAAAGUUGAACAGAUCUACACAUUUGUCGCCGAAUGGGAAAAAUAUGCCUCCAGUCAGGUAACUUUGAGAGAAAACUUUGACGAAAUGACAACUCUCAUUGUCUCCUGGAGAAGACUUGAACUGUCCACUUGGAAGUCACUAUUUGAUAAUGAGGAUGAGAUUUACAAAAAAGAUAUCGGCAAAUGGUGGUUUAACCUUUUUGAGACCAUAAUCUUGCCUGUUUAUUCACAUGAAGAUGAUCUGAACCUCAUUGAAGUGGUGUCGUCAUUGAAUCUUUUCAUUAGUAAGAGCACAAUUGGUCAGUAUCGCUCUCGUCUGGAUCUGCUGAAAGCCUUUUCAAUCCACGUCGAGAUGAUUUCUUCAGACCAUAAGCUGAACAACACUGUCAAGAAUCUCAUCACCUUCUAUGACCAGUUCACUCCUUUAAUUGAGGAUAGCCUGAACAAUGGUCGAAAGAAACUACAAAAAGAAGUUGAAGAAGUCAUCUUACUUGCAAGUUGGAAGGAUGUGAACAUUGAUGCUUUAAAGCAGUCUGCUCGUCGUUCCCACCACAGUCUCUACAAAAUUGUCCGCAAGUACCGUGACAUAUUAGGUGGGUCUGUUACUUCGCUAAUCGAGCAAGGUUUAAGCAACUCACAGAAAGUGAUUUGUGGAAAGGAGAAUAUAAUUGCUUCUAGAUUCUUGCAUACCGAUAUAGACGAGGUUUCUAAGUUGUGCAGUGCGAUUAAACCAUUUACUGCUCGUCCACAACAUCUCAAGAAUGGUGUACUUAUCAACUCCAAUAUGCUGGUUUACAAUAAUCGUGUCAAGAACAGAACUUACCCAUCACUGUAUGAGUAUUCCAAAUUCCUUUUGGAAGAAAUGGAACGUCUGAAGAAGGAGACUCCAACAACACUGAAUGAUGAAAACAAAAAGAUGAUUGCUGCUCUCAAAACACAAAAAAUGAAACUGUUGAGUGACACUUUACGUGAGCUUAAGCAAAUUGGAUUGAAGACUCAUUUGAGAGAGGAUAUCCACAAAUUACAGUCUUCAGCCAGUUUGAUUCUGUCAGAGUCCCAAUCUUUUAGUGGAACAGUACUCUCAUCGUAUGAUUCUUAUUUUUUCAGAAUUGUUGAUAUUCUUCCUCGUUUAAGAGCCUCUGUGUCGAAUGUGGCAGAAGAUGUCCCACCGGCAGAUGCUGAGAAAGGUCUAGCUGUGAUUGAAAACCUGAUCUAUUGUUUGAUCAAAAACAAGAAGCCACUGUUACAAAUUUCGUCCGCUUACAAGGCUCUUGAGACGGUACAGCAGCAAUUGGACGGUAUCAGUCAAUUUGAUGGUGAAUUAGUAUCUGCUAGUGUUGUUUUGAAAACUCUUGCAGAUGUCGAAUACAUCUUGAAAUGGUUACCGCAAGUUCUGAGUUACGCUAUUGAAGUUUGUUCUGUUUGUACUAAACUGUACGGCUCAACCUCUGACAUAUCAAUUUUCCAUUCCAUGGUGAAUGAAGUGAAAGAGAUUACACUUGCCUUCAAUAAACCUUGGAAGUUCUCCACUACAUCACUCACAGCAUUGGAUUCUGUGAGUACGAUGAUUAACAGAUUUGUUAAAGAACUCGAAGUUUGGAAGACAAAUUCAACAGUUCCAUUUGUUGGUGAUAUAGUCAUAAAUUGGCUAAGAACACAAAAUAUCGCAGAGGUAGAGAAGCAUGAAGCAAAGCCUGCUAACUUAGUUGAGCUUGAUGAGAUUCUCCGCAAGAUCAGUUCAAGAGUUAUGGUUGUUUUCCAGAAGGUGACAAAUGUUUUGAACGUUCCAACUGUUGAAUCAGAGGAUGAUAAAUGGUUCACUCUCACCCAAAGGGAACUAUCCAGCAUUUCCAAGUCUCUCCACACUUCAUCUAUUGUGAAAUCUUUCGAGGAACUUAUGGACUAUUUAUCAAAGAUGUCUUGUACAGAGACUUCUCAAGUCAAGACACUCUUGAGUUUUACAAAUAUCUUUUUGAAGAACUACCAGGAUCUUCUGGUGAUUGUUCUGAACAAGUCCAAAGAUAAUUACGUUGACGUCUCCCGUGCUACUUAUAUUUUCUGUUCAUCUCUAUUGAAUCUUGCAAAGGAUGGUUUCUGUUCCCCAGAACCACCUACAGAGAGUAAAGAUGACGACAAUCUUCAUGAUGGUACAGGUCUUGGAGAUGGUGAAGGUGCACAAAACAAUUCGAAUGAUGUUGAAGAUGAUGAAAAUCUUGAUGACUAUGCACAGGAACCAAAUAAGGAAAAAGACGAUAAACGUGAUGAGGAUGAUGACAAUGAUGAUGCUGUUGAUAUUGAAGGUGAUAUGGCAGGUGAUCUUGAAAAUCUUUCUGACCAGGAUGACAAUGAUGAGAAGGACGAUGAAGACGAGGAUGAACAGGAAGAUCUGGAUGAGGAAAUCGAUGACUUAGAUGAUUUAGAUCCUAAUGCUGUUGACGACAAGAUGUGGGAUGAGGAAGCUAAGGAGGACAAGAAAGAAAAGGAAUCCGAGAGCAUGCCAGAGAACUCGAAAGAUGACGAUGUCAAAGCUAAAGAAGACGAAGAAGAGCCUGGUGAUACCAAAGAUAAGGCCGAUGACCAAAAUCCCCAAGAUAACUCUCAAGAGCCUGAAAACGACGAUGACGCUGAGGAGGAGGAGGAAGAAGAUGUUGGUGAACAACAGGAUGAAGUUAAGAACGAGGAAAGAGAAGAACUGGAACAGAAUGUACCAGAGACCGAAGCUCUUGAUCUUCCUGAUGAUAUCAAUCUGGAUUCUGAGAAUGAAGAUGACGAUAAGGAGAAUAAAGAUGAUAUAGACGACGACAUUGAUGAUCAGAUGGAUGUGGACGAGGAGGAAAUUUCUGAUAAAGAUAUUGAUGAACAGGAAGCUGCUGAGAAGAACGAUCAAAGCGAAGAUGAGGAGCUUGCCGAUAAAGAGCCUGAUACUGAAGUUGCAACAAAUGAAGAGCUCGAAGAUGAUAAUAACCAAGAUGAAGAUGUCAAAGAGGAAGAGGAAGAGGCUAUCAAAGGUGCCCCAGAAGACUCUGAAGACGAGGAAUUGAAAGAGAAUCAGGCAGAAGAUGAAAAGCAACAAGACGAUGUACAGGAUGAGAAUGGUGACCAAAUGGAAGGUCUAGAGGGUGCUGACAGUGGUGAAAACAAUAACGAAGACGUUGAUCCCGAGACAGCAGUUGAACAGCAGUCGGGAAGCCAUGGCCAAGGUGCCCAGGCAGAGACUCAAGAUGAACAAGAGGACGUUGGUGCCAAUGGAUCUGCCAACCAACAGCAACAAGAUAAUGAGCGUUCCGAAGAGACGACCGAUUCGACUCGUGAUGAUCUUCGUGAAUCCUUGAAACAACUUGGUGAUUCUCUGAAAGAGUUCCACCGUCGUCAUCAGGAGAUCCAAAAUGCAUCAGAGCACAAUGAUAUCGCUGAACAGAGUGCAAAUGAACGUCCAGAUGAAUUUGAGCAUGUUGAUGGUGAAAAUACCAAGAACGAGACUCAGGCACUUGGUGCAGCUAAUAAGGACCAAGUAUCUGCAAUCAACGAUGAGAUGGCUAUUGACGAUGACGAAGAAGUCGAAGUUAAAGCUGAAGAAGAAGAAGCUCCAGUAGCUGAAGGUGAAGCCGUUUCGGACGAAGAAAUGGAGGAUGUUGGUGAUAACCAAGAAGAGGCAGAUGAGUUCAACGGCAAGACUAAAGGUGGAUUUAUUGGAGAGAGAAAGACGGAAGCUGAUGUUGAGGAUGAUUUCAUCAAGGCUGAGUUCAGCGAUGAGGAAGAAAGCGAUGAAGAUAUCUUUGACCAAAGUCUUUUGAAGCCGGAGGUGAUUGACCGUGAUGAAGAUGUCGUUGACAUUGAGAAAGCUCGUGAACUUUGGAGAAAGAGUGAAUUGGAAACUCAGGAUCUUGCUGCAAGUCUUUGUGAACAGCUACGUCUCAUCUUGGAACCAACUCUUAGUACCAAGUUGAAAGGUGACUACAAGACAGGUAAGAGAUUGAACAUGAAGCGUAUCAUCUCCUACAUCGCCAGUGACUUCAGAAAAGAUAAGAUCUGGUUAAGACGUACCAAACCAAGUAAGCGUCAAUACCAGAUCAUGAUUGCUGUUGAUGAUUCCAAGUCCAUGAGUGAGAGCAAGUCUGUUGAUUUGGCAUUCCAAAGUAUCUGUCUCGUCUCCAAGGCUCUUACACAGCUGGAAUCCGGUGGGUUGUCCAUUGUCAAGUUUGGAGAAGAUACCAAAGUUGUCCAUCCAUUCGAAAAGGCGUUCAGUGCUGAAAGUGGAGCCAAGAUCUUCCAGAAGUUCGACUUCCAGCAGACCAGAACAGACAUCAAGAAGCUGGUCCGCGAGUCCAUCGACAUCUUCAACAAUGCCAGAACCCUUGGAAACGCGGACCUGUGGCAGUUGCAGAUCAUAAUAUCGGACGGUGUUUGCGAGGACCACGCUACCAUUCAGAAACUUGUUCGCCGUGCCCGCGAGGAGAAGAUCAUGCUUGUCUUUGUCAUCAUUGAUGGAAUCAACUCCGACGAAUCCAUCAUGGACAUGAGCCAGGUGAAGUACCUUCCAGACGCCAACGGCAACAUGGUCUUGAAGGUUGACAAGUACCUGGACUCCUUCCCCUUCGAGUUCUACGUUGUGGUUCACGACAUCACAGAGCUCCCAAAGAUGCUUUCCCUCAUCCUCCGCCAGUACUUCUCAGAACUGGCAUCGAAUUGAGAGGAAAAGGAAACAAAUCAAAAGUGUAUAUUAGAACAAUUACUACCUGUAUAUUACUACCUGUAUAUGACUACUAGACUAUGACUACUAGA
Molecule: messenger RNA, 15005 nt
Organism: Williopsis jadinii
Lineage: Eukaryota; Fungi; Ascomycota; Saccharomycetes; Phaffomycetales; Wickerhamomycetaceae
Gene: REA1
Product: AAA family ATPase midasin
Exons: 1
Coding region: 178-14913 (4911 amino acids)
Biological process (GO): ribosomal large subunit assembly; rRNA processing
Cellular component (GO): preribosome, large subunit precursor; nucleus
Molecular function (GO): ATP hydrolysis activity; ATP binding
Source: RefSeq, a predicted model, not a curated record